AUAGACACCUACAGGCGAGCUAUUGAACUGCAACCACAUUUUCCUGAUGCUUACUGCAACCUAGCCAAUGCUCUCAAAGAGAAGGGCAGUGUUGCGGAAGCCGAAGAUUGUUAUAAUACAGCUCUCCGUCUAUGUCCCACCCAUGCAGACUCUCUGAAUAACCUAGCUAAUAUCAAGAGAGAACAGGGAAACAUUGAAGAGGCAGUUCGCUUGUAUCGUAAAGCAUUAGAAGUAUGUCCAGAAUGGGCUGCUGCUCAUUCAAAUUUAGCAAGUGUACUGCAGCAGCAGGGGAAACUGCAGGAAGCUCUGAUGCAUUAUAAGGAAGCUAUUCGAAUCAGUCCUACCUUUGCUGAUGCAUACUCUAAUAUGGGAAAUACUCUAAAGGAGAUGCAGGAUGUUCAGGGAGCUUUGCAGUGUUAUACUCGUGCCAUUCAGAUUAACCCCGCGUUUGCAGAUGCCCAUAGCAAUCUGGCUUCCAUUCACAAGGAUUCAGGGAAUAUUCCAGAAGCAAUAGCUUCUUACCGCACUGCUCUGAAACUUAAACCCGAUUUUCCUGAUGCUUAUUGUAACUUGGCUCAUUGCCUGCAGAUUGUCUGUGAUUGGACAGAGUACGAUGAGCGAAUGAAGAAGUUGGUCAGCAUUGUGGCUGACCAAUUAGAGAAAAAUAGGUUGCCUUCUGUGCAUCCUCAUCAUAGUAUGCUAUAUCCUCUUUCUCAUGGCUUCAGAAAGGCUAUUGCUGAGAGGCAUGGGAACCUCUGCUUGGAUAAGAUCAAUGUCCUUCAUAAGCCACCAUAUGAACAUCCAAAAGACUUGAAGCUCAGUGAUGGUCGCCUUCGUGUAGGAUAUGUGAGUUCUGACGAUGGAAUACACAUCCUUGUAAAUAUGAAUGGUUAUACCAAGGGUGCUCGAAAUGAACUCUUUGCUCUCAGGCCAGCUCCUAUCCAGGCAAUGUGGCUGGGUUACCCUGGUACUAGUGGUGCACUAUUCAUGGAUUAUAUCAUCACUGAUCAGGAAACUUCACCAGCUGAAGUU
Chrysochloris asiatica (Cape golden mole) is the source of this 1032-nucleotide messenger RNA. RefSeq names its product UDP-N-acetylglucosamine--peptide N-acetylglucosaminyltransferase 110 kDa subunit-like. Gene Ontology annotation, molecular function: protein N-acetylglucosaminyltransferase activity; protein binding. NCBI's taxonomy places the organism in Eukaryota, Metazoa, Chordata, Mammalia, Afrosoricida, Chrysochloridae. The annotation marks the transcript as partial. The record is from RefSeq and is a predicted model, not a curated record. Gene Ontology annotation, biological process: protein O-linked glycosylation. The transcript is spliced from 8 exons.